Molecule: messenger RNA, 6991 nt
Organism: Rhipicephalus microplus (southern cattle tick)
Lineage: Eukaryota; Metazoa; Arthropoda; Arachnida; Ixodida; Ixodidae
Product: homeobox protein SIX6-like
Biological process (GO): regulation of transcription by RNA polymerase II
Cellular component (GO): nucleus; transcription regulator complex
Molecular function (GO): RNA polymerase II cis-regulatory region sequence-specific DNA binding; DNA-binding transcription factor activity, RNA polymerase II-specific
Source: RefSeq, a predicted model, not a curated record
CGCAGGGCUGGCAGUGGGGGAAGAACGGUUUGCGCCGCGAAAAGGCACGCGGCAUCAGUUGGGUUGGCAGGCAACCGUCCCGCAGCAUCGGCGUGGCACAGUUCUCGAGGUCGGCCGUGUUCCUCGAGUGUGAACCAGAGCUCGGUCGUCCGUUCAGACGUCGUCUUUCGGUCGCUUACGAAAGGCCGCAGUGGGUGGGGAGAGUGAAGGACGUGCGUGUGACAGGGAUGGAAAGGGGGAGCCUGGAAAGAUAGUGAUCACGAGUUGCAGGGGUGACGAAGAAUCACGAAAGAGAGGGCUUUGGGCAGUGAUGUGUUGUGCGGCAACAACGUCGUGGCAGGCAACAGCAGGGACGACAACGUCGCUACGACGGCCACAGCAGGAUCGUCACCAGUGGAGCCGGCGACAGUGGCGGUCCGUUGUCCCCGCACCGGGGGUGUAGCUCCAGCGUCGCGACACCUACCGCAGCCGUUGUGAAUGUGUCCCUACCGUAAGUCCACCGACCACGGACUACUACUUCUACACGUGACCAGCGAGAAAAGGUCGACGACAUCGGGCUGUCGACGGCUUCGCUGGUGUCCCCGUCAACCGACGACCAGUCGGUGUUGUGAUCAUCCCUCCCGGCUGUGCUUCGCCGCUAGAGGCCCACCGGGGGGUUGAGUGGGAAGGUUUGAAAGACGAGACGUCGUUCCCCGUCAUAGGGUGUUUCUUUCUUAAUCGAGAGAUCUAAUCCUUCACGGCUCACGCAGAAUCUGCCGAUAAAGCAGCCGGGGCACCAUCGUAUUUCGGAUCUGUGCAUGUCCAUGCAGUUCGGUCCAUCGGCCGGCGUGGUCUCAUCGGCGAGCAUGCUCCCUUCGUUCGGCUUCACCCAGGAGCAAGUGGCCUGCGUAUGCGAGGUGCUGCAGCAGUCGGGCAACAUCGAGCGGCUGGGCCGCUUCCUGUGGUCGCUGCCCGCCUGCGAGCACCUGCAGAAGAACGAGAGCGUGCUGAAGGCCAAGGCCCUGGUGGCCUUCCACAGGGGCAACUUCAAGGAACUGUACCGAAUCCUGGAAUCCCAUCACUUCUCCGCUGCCUCGCACCCCAAGCUGCAGGCACUCUGGCUCAAGGCGCACUACAUCGAGGCCGAGCGGCUACGGGGUCGGCCGCUGGGCGCAGUUGGGAAGUAUCGGAUUCGCAGGAAGUUCCCUCUGCCCCGCACCAUAUGGGACGGCGAGGAGACCAGCUACUGCUUCAAGGAGAAGUCUCGCAACAUCCUGCGAGAGUGGUACGCCCACAACCCGUACCCGUCGCCCAGGGAGAAGCGGGAGCUCGCCGAGGCCACGGGACUGACGACGACGCAAGUGAGCAACUGGUUCAAGAACCGCAGGCAACGGGACAGGGCCGCCGAGGCCAAAGACAGGGACCCGAACGACAAGCUGCCCACCAAGGGUUCGGGCAACAGCAACCACUCCAGCAAGUCGGGCUCGGACUCCGGCGGCUGCAUGAGUCCCCCGGACAGCAGCACCCUGCUCAAGUCGGACCGGCAGCACGGAGGUAGCAACAAGACUUCCCCUCCUCCCCCUUCGUCCAUUCUCUCUUCCGGUGGUGUGCCGCACCACCUGCACCUGGGUGGACUUCCGGGCAGCCCCGUGACGCCCACCACAGAACUGUCACUGCACCAUCCACACAGCAUGAACGGACUGUUCGGCUCGGACCUGAAAAGCCCGUCGUCGACUGGCGCCCCGGUACUGGCACCAUCGGUGCAUCCGACGUCUACCCUGACGGCAGCAGCCGCUGCUGCGGCGGCCGCGGCGGCUUCCGGAGGCGGCGACCCCAGUUCCGUACUCCCGGGGACCGGGGCGAGCGGGUUCCGGCUUGGACACCCGCUGGUGUCGGCCGCGGCACUGAGCGACCUCAGCCUGGGUCUGACGCCAGACUACCAGGCCUUAUGACAAUCAGUCGCGGGGACCGCCGCCGGAGAAUCGGCGUGGUCCCCGCUCUGUCUGCUGCCCCCCGAGCCGCACCUCAUGGCGGCGCAGUCCAGGGGAGCCGCCGCCGCCGCAGCGGCGGCCAGGACCGAGUCCAUGUUCUGCACGUAAGACCAGGACCGGAAGCCUCCCAUUCAGUCCUCUGUCGAGAACAGUGAGCAGCUCCUUCGGCACAAGUACAGCUUACCCCAUACCUCCUGGAUGACGUGGAGGUCGAAAUGCACAAUGACCGCGCCCGAGUUUCUGGCCACAGCGCAAUCGGGACGAUGACGCGGGCCAUACGAUGCAGAGAGGAUUACCUGCGGGGCACAUCUCUGGAACCGUACGGACAUGCCACUCUUAGAGAGAAUGUUCGGGAUACACAGCGACGUCCAGGAUGGGAAGCACUUCACCGAAAGUGAUUGUGCGCGGUUUUGUGCGGUGAAAGAUACGACACUACGUCCCAAGUUCCAAUGGAGGUGUAAUUUAUUUGCGCUGGACUCUGCUGCGUGAUAUUGAAUUGAGAAAUGGGAAUGACAGGCACGAGAUCUAUCACAGGACUGCGCAAGAAAGAACAAAGGCAAGUUGGAGUGUUCAGUCAACGGCAUUUCCAAUACCAGUAAGCAAGAACACCGGGGCCGGUACUUAUUUCGUUUCCAACGCAAAUAUACGAACCUACGUAACUCGCACAACGAACUGCCUCUGACUUGACCCCUUUCCGGGGAAUGAUCUGUCCAUUAUAUUCAAAGCUAUGGAUCUGGUUCCAUUUCCUGAUAAAUGCUCUCCUGGUGAACCAACGUAAAAAGUCAGGAUAAAAAGGCUGAUGAGGAAGUAUACAAAAAGUUUACAGCAGCCUUGUCACUGCCUGUUAAGUGCAAGCAAGCACCUCCUAUGGCAUACCAGUGGUGAAUGGCUUGUCACUAUGUAUGACAGCAAAUAAAGUUACGCCAGCUUUGAAAACACCGGAUGGGCUGUACAGCCACUCCCGGCCAUGCUAGUCGUUCAAGUGUCGAGCUCGGAGGCUUGGCACGGUGAUGCACUCACAAGUCGCCACGUCAUGUAGUGUAAAUUGCUAUGAAUGAAACUGUGCUUGUGCGCGACUGACAAAAAGUGCGUGUGGGAGACAAAACAGUUGCUGGCCGGAGUUCUUUGAAGCAGAACAACGUGGAAAAGCUAAUUCCAAAUCGCAACACUAUAUACAGCAUCUCUUUAGGUAGCGUCAGCAACUAUGCUGACUCUUCGGUCAUCACUCUUGUGGUUAUUCCUACCCCUCCUCCCGCCGAAUUAUUCGAGGAACUUUUAGGCGAGGGAAACUUGAGAUCUGAUUCAACACGGCUAUACAAGGUGCAGUAUCAUGGCGCCAUAAUUUUACAAGAGACGAGGCAGCCCACAUUCGAAAACGAACCAGGUCAACCAAGAACAUUCACUCCACAAGCUAGACUACUCCGACGCCAUGCUGUGGUUACCCAGAAAAGUAAACAUAGUGGUGUUGCGCAGGGACGUUUGUUGAUGUGUGCCACGAAAGAGAAGUUCAGAUAGGCUCGCUCCUCGCACCAAAGUCCAUAUGACCAGACGUCUUGAACAAGGAUCCGGAUGUUUCAUGUUUUCAAGCCAACCCGACGGGAAGACAAAAGCAGGACUACGUGGAAGAUGAAAGCGUGUUACUAUAGACGUGGACUACCAACGUGACGACGACAACCCCGAACUGUUUUCCUGAUGAUCGUUCCAGUAGAGACGCUGGACAUUCAGCGUGAUGUGUGUUUGUGCGCCAGUGCAGUGUUUGUGCGGGACAAAGGGAAAUAUGACUCUCGGUUCAGAAAAACAUUUUUUGCACGAAAAUGUGGUUAUAUAUACAAUGUGCGCACGCGACAAGCUCUUCCUACUUUGUUUUUGUGUAUAGAUUCUAGUCCUUCGCUCUCUCAGACGAGAGCUCACGUCCCGUGCAAUGACAGCACGAAUGUUUUUUUUUUCUUGCCGCUGUCCCACCUUUCAAAAAGUCCGCGCAAACAUGCACCACACUGAUCGCCUGCAGAUGCCUUUCCAUGACGUCUUAAAUAAGAUUCGCAUGCCGCGUGCCCGUAAAAGCACCUUCGCAGAGACUACUAGAGAAUCAGAGAACGAACAAACAUCACGAACUUGAGCUCCUGACACUUAGACCCCUUUGUUUCUUCAAGCUGACUGUACACCUUUUCGACGAAGGCUUCCUGGGUGCCGCAAUAAUCAUGUCUGAACUGUGCACUGCCGAAGCAGGAACGUCAGCCUCAGUACUCGCUUUAGGCACUGCGCCGUGCUCCCGACCUGGUUGCAGAAAUUAGGUGCCUUUUCUCAUCUUCUAACCACUACCACCCACUCGCUUGCCACAAUCCAGAAAGAAGGCGCUCACCGACUCUGUAAAGAAAAGCUUAACCAGUUCUUAGACCGGCUGGUUACCCAAAACUACAGACAUCGUCCACGGAAAGAAUGGCACUUUCUUUCUGAAUUGAAGAACACAAAAGGCACGCUGCUGUUGCUCCUUCGGCAGUGCGAGGGGGGGGGGAUUGUCAAUAGGACCUUAUUAUAAGUGAUCAUUCAUGAACAGUAUAGAAAGUUGAAACCAAUCACACUUUAUUAACGUGAUUACACCCUCCGCUCUUUUUUCCCAUCGUUUACCAUUUCUCCUUCUAUAGCGUGGCGUAGCAAAUGGUACAAUUCUGGUUGACCCCAUGACUUUUCCUCAUUUUUGUAAAUCCCACUCUUGCCGCACAAUUCCUAUGAUCAGGGGAAAGGUUUUACCCUUCGUUUCACGGUACCGCUGCGAUGUCAUGUGCGAGGCAUCUGCGCAGGCUGUCCAAGAAAACUGCAGUUUACACUCGACAGAGGAAGAGAUCACAGUAAUUAGAGUUGUGACCCUAAACAAUAGCUGCAGAUAUAUUACUCUCGUCCAAGGUUCAGCGUGAAAGUAGCACCAGUCGGCGCUGUCGGCAAGCGCACGAAGGAAUUAGUCUCUUUUUUUUUUCAUUGUUUCGUACGAUCACCGCAGGGUCGAGGUGGUGCUGCCAUCGCUGAAACGUAUACAAUUUUGCCUCUAGGGCUCAGUCAUUUCACAGGUAUAUUAAUACGACACUCUUCGUUGCUUGGCCAAGUUUCUCACCUCUCAUGUCUCUGUACCAUUGGUUUUCAAGAAUGUGAAGCAACAAUAAUGGAGCGAUAUGAAGUCAAACCGGAUUAUAACGAAAUCACUCGGGUUCGCUUUAAUGGUAAGCGCAUGCGCUGGCCUAGGAAAUAUAUUGUCGAGAAGAGCUCUCAUGAUAAACGUUCGACGUACAACUGGAAGUUUACACAAAUUGGUAGAUGCUUACGUAGUCUCAAUUUUUCCCGUGAACUUAAACCGAGGAGCGUGCAGUGGAAAACUGUAUGGCAUCCUAAAGUGUGGCCUCCGUGAUUAGCUCUGGCAACGGCGUUCUUCCGGGGCUAAUCACGGAGGCUAAGCGUAAAACUCGCUGUUCAGCUUUGACAAAACUUUGAUGCUAAAUCAAAUUUGCUAUAAUCUAAUUCGUACUUACCUGCUGAGAAGACAAAAGUUAUUUGUGACUCAAUUGACGCAUCCUUACAUUUCUUUUUCGCUUACGAAGGCUUGGAGUCAUUUGCGGCUGUGCAAACAAAAUUUCGCCAACACUCCCGUCCAGCCGAGCGGACGAAUUGUAUCAGCGUUCGUGACAUGAAUGGACUGAGAUAAUGGGACAGGAAAAUAUUUUUUUUUUCUUCGAAAAUCUCGUGUACAGAAGAAACAGCUCCGAAUGUUGGUGAAUGUGGUGGUACGUUCAGGGUUCGCGUUGACACUUCUUGAGCUUUUUUUUUUUUUUCAAUUUUACUUUUGAGGUAUACCGACUUGUAAAAGUGACGACACCAAAACGCUUCUUUCUGUUCGACUUAGAGUUUCUGCGCCUGUUCUUGUUCAUUGAAUUCCUGCCUCUCUUUCAUUGUUACUAAAGGAAUCCAGAUUUGAGAUUGCGACGUAAGGUAAUAUGCCGAGGCGUAACGUCUUUCUGUUAUGAAAUAUUGUGUUCGUCUUUUUUUUUUUUUGCUGACUCCCGUGAAUACUGUGUGCCCUACACACCGUAGGCUCCUCUUAAUUUUUAACCACGAAAUAGGAAAUCUACACAGCCGCAUCAUUUUAAACGGAGAAGGAUGUUCAUUAAGUGCUAGCUAUUUUCGUUGUCGAAUCCCUCGUACCAGCCAGAACGCAAUCGUUGGUCGGAGCAUAUUAGUUGACCUCUGUGUUCGAAGAUGGCCCUACCAACGCUUUAGUGCGCAAGUCUGCGUCACUGGCGUUCCGUCUGUGCCGCUAACGGCGACACUGUUACAAACAUGGCAAAUCUCUCUGGAACCUCGGCUUCUCGAAGCGAAGAUGCAGCGAUAGAUUACGUUCCUCUCGACACGUACACAAAAACAACCUUUGGGUACCGUUGCCUAGUAGCAAAUACAUCUACUGAUGAGAGAAGAUCCCUGUGACACUACAUUUACGUCGUUAAGUCACCAUCGAAGUCUUCACUCGGACAGUAAGAAUUGGAGUUUCUCUUGAUUUCAUGACAUUUUUCCUCGCUCUAUCCAUUCAGCUUUUCUGUUACGGCGUCUUUCUGCCGAAGAAAGAGCAGAUAUGGAUUGAAAAAGAUACCCUGUAGGUUUAUUCGGGCCUGUUUGGAGUUUGUCUUCGGGUAUUCCUUUGAUCAGCGAACUGCUGAAAGUGCAACAUGAAGCUCUGACGUUGCAGCAAAUGUGUGACGGUAAACUAUCAAUUCUUUCUUUAGAAAGUUAGAAGGCCAGCGAUAAGGUAUAGGGGGCGCAUCGGCCAUACUGUGUGGGUCAGUGACGAAUAGAGUAUGCGACGAGUCGUGCACGUGCGUCCAAUAUAAAUAGAUUUACGAGAGUUAUAUAUGGAGUUUUGCGUGUGUGCCAGCACGUCUCUGUCAAAAAACAGUGUACAUGCUUCUUCUUCCAUAUUCUUUUUUUUUUUCGUCUUGUAAAUAGGGAAAUGAUAGUAUAAAUAAAUGGAUGGGUGAAAACGA